Molecule: messenger RNA, 957 nt
Organism: Stylophora pistillata
Lineage: Eukaryota; Metazoa; Cnidaria; Anthozoa; Scleractinia; Pocilloporidae
Product: ubiquitin carboxyl-terminal hydrolase isozyme L3
Biological process (GO): protein deubiquitination; ubiquitin-dependent protein catabolic process
Cellular component (GO): cytoplasm
Molecular function (GO): cysteine-type deubiquitinase activity
Source: RefSeq, a predicted model, not a curated record
UUCCCCAGUUUCCAGAUUCCCAGACAAGAAGGAAGUAGAAAUAAGGAGAACCAUCGUUAUACUUUUGAGCGCCAAAAAAAUGGUUCGAUGGCUACCUUUAGAAUCAAAUCCGGAUGUUAUGAACAAGUUUGUCACAGGCCUUGGUAUGAAGCCAAUGUGGAGCUUUGUUGAUGUUUUUGGACUUGAUCCUGAGUUAUUGGCUAUGCUACCUGAGCCGACAUGUGCAUUGCUUCUUCUCUUUCCAACGAGUGACAAGUAUUAUGAGUACAAGACAGAGCAAGAACAGAUGGUCAAGGAACAUGGCCAGGAGGUAAGCCCUAAUUUGUACUUCAUGAAGCAGACGGUUGGAAAUGCAUGUGGAACAGUGGCUAUAAUACAUUCCAUUGCUAACAACACAGAUGUACUUGAGUUUGAGGAUGGCUUUCUUAAGAAAUUUAUAGACUCUACCAAAUCACUGUCUCCAGAUGAAAAAGGAAAAAGGCUGGAAAAUGAUGAGAAUAUCAGUGAAGCGCAUGAAGCUUCUGCUCAGGAAGGGCAGACUGAGACCCCAUCUAUAGACCAGCGUGUUGAUCUUCAUUUCAUCUCCCUUGUUCACAAGGAUGGUUGUUUAUAUGAGCUAGAUGGGAGGAAAUUGUUCCCCAUAAAUCAUGGAAAGUCAUCUCAAGAAACCUUCUUACAGGAUGCAGCUGAAGUAUGCAAAGAGUACAUGAAAAGAGAUCCUACGCAACUCAAUUUUACAAUUGUUGCGUUGUCCUGUACUGCUGAGACUCGGUGAAUUGAAAACACUCUAAUUAUGUUUUGAAAGAGAAGAAAAUUAAAUUAUGAAGACAUCAUUUGCUAGGUUGUUUUUAUCUCAAAGAGCAAGUCACUGUGCAAAAGCUACAAUUUUUUUGGUUUGUGUAAAUGAAGCUAUUAGAGUUAAUUCAAACUGAGAAGAUAAAAUUGUGUUGUAAAGAA